AUGCAUCAGUAUGAUGAUUUCGGCGAUGAUGACUUGAUGACAGAUGAUGAAGAUGAAUUGCCCUCUGGUCCAACAAAAAGCCAUCCUUCUAUAGCCCCUCCGUCCUCGGCGCCUCUUCAUCUGAAUACUGAUUCAUCAUCAAACGGCAGCUUUGUUCCGAGUUAUCCUAGCAUUUUCUAUGAUGUCGACUUUCGGGCUACGUUUAAUCUCCCGCCAUCGGCUCCAAAAAGCUUCAAAAGCAACGAGAAGAAAGCUAACAAUUCUAAUCCCAGCGCCGGAACGGGAAAAAGUAAUGCAAAGAAAAAUGAAAACUUCUAUGAUCUCAUUGAUCUUAUAAGCGAAGAUGAAAGCGAUGAUGAUGAUAACGAAGUUCGAUUUAUUAGCGAAUCUAAAAAUGGAAAAAGCAAUUACGAAAACGAUGUUCAGUUUAUCGGCCAAUCUAAAAGUAGUAAAGAAAAUGAUGCUCAACUCAUCAACAAGGUUAAAAAUGCUAAGCCUAUUGAGACUUCCCGACCAACUGCCACUUCCUCAAAGGAGAAUGUUCUGAAAGUAGUGAAAACAUCAGCUUCUACCACUCGCAGAUUCAACCAGCAGUUCAGCGAGACGCAAUAUGAAAUCAGUUCUAUUCUGGAGAAAAAACGCGCACUUCGCGAGAAAAACAGCACCAAUAGCGUUGGAUCUUCCAAAGAUAGUAGUGACUUUACAGUCGAUUCUAAUUUGAAGUCUUCUACAUUUCGAUCGGCUACACCAGAACGCCGUGCAUUCGGUCGUGCUUUCAGUCCGACAUAUUACACGCCCUCAAGAGAAGAACGAUUCAAAGAUGAUUAUAAUGAUUCGGUUAGCUAUGAAAUUGGAAAGUUCCUGAAGCUACUUCUAUCCGUCGAUAUCUGUGCACUUCAAAUGGAUUAUUUUGAAGAUUUGAUUACUAAUCACCUACGAAAUCAGUUGAAGCUCCCUCUUCCAGACAUGAGCAGUGAUCAACUGCCAUUGACGUACAAUUCCGUGGAAGAGUAUAAGAAUACGUACAUUCCUUUCAUUCUCUAUGAUUGCUGGGCACAGCUGGUUGAAGACUUCUAUUCAAAUGGGUUCUCCAGACAGCUUCCAGUGUUUCUUCAUUCGGUGGACACCGCAUCAGACCCUCAAAUUUACACACUGUCACUGCGAUGCGUAAUUCCAUCUAACAAAGUCCAUUUCGAUGAGUACUCGAUUGAGAAUUGGCUUACUAUCGUUCAGCUAGAUCUAAACAAGAAAAGCCUUACUGAUGAAUGCAAUUGGGAGCCUAGUGAAAAGCAAAAGAAACUGAAAGCAGUGGGCUUUGUUUACUCCUACAAUAAGCUCAAUGGCUCUCAACGAAACGUUCAGGUUAUGCCUAAGCACCUUCCCGUAGUGAGUAGCCCUGAUAACAAUGGAGACAGUUUCGUGGCUUACACUGAAUGCGAAUAUCUCGUCAAAUUGUACGCAAACGAUGCUGCCCGCGAAUUGAUCAAAAGUCAGAAGGGCUUGACUAUUCGACCUAUUUACUACAUCCGGCCCACUCUUCGCUACAUUGAGACAAUUUCGCUCAUGAAAUUCCGAGAUGAUUUCAAAGAGACCUUCCUCAAACCGGACACCGAAGUUAGCUUGCUUAAUUUCAACAAACCUGACGACUUCUACUUUUAUGAGGAAGAUCAUUUCAAUGAACACCAAAAGAAGGCAAUUCUGGCCUGCUACAAUGCGAUUAAUCUGCCUUACUCUAGUAGCCGAAUCGUUCCCAUCCAAGGUCCCCCAGGCACCGGCAAGACGCACACUUUGGUGGGAAUCGUCAAAAACAUGUUCAUCAACUGCAAGUUUGGCAGAACGAAGCCGUUGCGCAUUCUCAUUUGUGCCCCCUCUAAUGGAGCUAUUGACGAGAUUGCAUUGCGACUAAUUCGAGACCGCGAUUUCCUUAAGGAAUUUAAAGACGCUAGUCUCUCUAUUAUUCGCAUUGGUCAGCGAUCCCAAGUGCAUCCAGAUGUGAAAAGCUUCCUCCUCGAAAAUAUGGUCGAAGUUAACUACAAGUUCUGCUCUCGCAGUAGACCAAAAGCUGACCUUCGGGAAGACCUACUAAAAGGUGCUCAUGUGAUUUUGAGCACCCUAAGCAGUGUUCAGCUAUCCUGCAUGUCCAUCUUCCGCAAAGAGUUUGCCACGACAAAGACUGCGAUUCGCUGUGUGAUUGUGGAUGAAGCGUCGCAGUCAACUGAGCCCGAGCUUCUAAUGCCGCUAAUUUAUCCCGUUUCAAAGCUGAUUCUAAUUGGUGACCACCUUCAACUUCCAGCGACAGUCAUCUCUCGUCAUGCACUUCGCAAGGGCUACGGACGAUCAAUGUUUGAGCGGCUGUUUCUCAAUUACGAAGAGAUGAGUUCGCGCAUUGCCGGCUUCACCAAUCCAAUGAUAACUCUGCGACGUCAGUUCCGAAUGAACCAUGCCAUCUGCAACUUUCCCUCGGCGCACUUCUACCGUAGCUUGCUCGAGACACCACUUGGCACUGGCAAAAACCCCAAAAUCCCCAUAAGGCCUUACUUUGUCUUUGAUGUGGCGAAUGCCAAUGAGCGAAGCACUACCAACAUGGUCAAUUCCAGCAAGUUCAAUGUUGAAGAGGCGGAAUUUAUUUUCCGGUUAAUCAUGGUCAUCUUUGCCAAGCUGGGCUACACUGUCACGCCUGAUCGGAUCAUUAAUCUUCCCGAAAAGCUGGACAUUAGCAUUGGCAUCAUUACGUUCUAUCGCGGUCAGAAGCAGGAGCUGAUAAAGCGACUGCAAGCGUUUGACAAUGGUGUCCUGCUGAACGGUUACAUUGACAUCAACACGGUGGACGCCUUUCAAGGACAGGAGCGCGAUAUCGUAAUUCUCUCCUGCGUACGAGCCUUUGAGACGAGCAGUGACAUCAACUCGGUGGGCUUUGUUCGAUCUCAGCAACGCAUGAACGUGGCACUGACUCGCGCCAAAUCGGCUCUCUACGUGAUGAUCCACGCCAAGUCCUUCAUUAAUGUUCCUCGCUGGCAGCAGCUGCUCACCGAUGCCCAGGCCCGUAACUGCUUUGUGCGACUCACCUCACAGGUGACCAACGAAAUGCUGAUGAAGAAGAUUUCACCAAAAAAUGAACUACCCCCUUAUUAA
Messenger RNA from Rhagoletis zephyria (snowberry fruit fly), 3132 nucleotides. Lineage: Eukaryota; Metazoa; Arthropoda; Insecta; Diptera; Tephritidae. The record is from RefSeq and is a predicted model, not a curated record.